GUAUGGAAGGGGCAAUAUUUAUAGUAUCAACAUCUUGGAAGCCUGCUGUGGCUGUGAGAACUGAUAAAGCAUUAAAAUCCCAGUGAAAACAUAUCUGGUCCAAUUGGAUCCUCAAAAAAAAAAUCAUUAAAGCAUGUGGAACUGUAAUUAAAAAUUAAAUUAUAGUCUCAACACAGCUCAUCAAGAUGCAGACUUACCAUUUCUACCCCCAUCUGCAGCAGCUUUAGAUCAUUUGCCAAAAGAGUUCAGUGACUUUCAGUGCACGGUGUGUGCUCAUUUGCAUGUUUCUUAGGUGCUGGUUGCAGUGGCAGUAGCAAAAGAGGUAACUACUAAUGACUUUAAAUAAGUUUUAAGCAUUUAAUGGCUGAUACUUGCAGGCAUCUUUGAGUGUGUAUUCUUUUGCCUUGUAGCACUGCACUUUGACUAUGGAAGCAGAGGCUACUGAUGGAUAUAUAACAUGUGACAAUGAGCUUUCGCCCGAAAGGGAGCACUCCAACAUGGCUAUUGACCUCACUUCAAGCACACCCAAUGGGCAGCAUACCUCACCGAGUCACAUGACAAGCACAAAUUCAGUAAAGCUAGAAAUGCAAAGCGAUGAGGAGUCUGACAGGAAGCCCCUAAGCCGUGAAGAUGAGAUCAGGGGUCAUGAUGAAGGAAGCAGCUUGGAAGAACCCCUCUCUGAGAACAACGAGAUGGCGGACAACAGAAAGAUCCAGGAGCUGUCAGGCGAGGGAGGAAUCCGGCUUCCGAAUGGUAAACUGAAAUGUGACGUCUGUGGCAUGGUUUGCAUUGGGCCCAAUGUGCUUAUGGUACAUAAAAGGAGCCACACUGGUGAGCGCCCCUUCCAUUGUAACCAGUGUGGAGCUUCUUUUACGCAGAAGGGGAACCUGCUGAGGCACAUCAAGUUGCACUCUGGGGAAAAACCAUUCAAAUGUCCCUUCUGCAGCUAUGCCUGCCGGAGAAGGGAUGCCCUCACAGGACACCUCAGGACGCACUCUGUGGGUAAGCCUCACAAGUGUAACUACUGCGGCCGGAGCUACAAGCAGCGCAGUUCACUGGAGGAACACAAGGAACGCUGCCACAACUAUCUUCAGAAUGUCAGUAUGGAGGCUGCUGGACAGGUCAUGAGUCACCAUGUACCUCCUAUGGAAGAUGGUAAGGAACAAGAGCCUGGGAUGGACAACAAUAUUUCUCUGGUGCCUUUUGAGAGACCUGCUGUUAUAGAGAAGCUGACAAGCAACAUGGGAAAGCGUAAAAGCUCCACCCCACAGAAGUUUGUGGGUGAAAAGAUCAUGAGAUUUGGCUAUCCAGAUAUUCACUUUGAUAUGAACUUAACCUAUGAGAAAGAGGCUGAACUGAUGCAGUCUCACAUGAUGGACCAAGCCAUCAACAAUGCAAUCAACUACCUUGGAGCUGACGCACUUCACCCCCUGAUGCACCAUACACCAAGCACAAUUGCAGAGGUGGCCCCAGUCAUCAGCUCAGCUUAUGCUCAGGUCUAUCAUCCUAACAGGAUAGAAAGGCCCAUUAGCAGGGAAACAGCUGACAGUCAUGAAAACAACAUGGAUGGCCCUAUCUCCCUCAUCAGACCAAAGAGUCGACCCCAGGAAAGAGAGGCCUCCCCCAGCAAUAGUUGCCUGGAUUCUACUGACUCUGAGAGCAGCCAUGAAGACCGCCAGUCCUACCAAGGAAACCCUGCCUUAAAUCCCAAGAGGAAGCAAAGCCCAGCUUACAUGAAGGAGGACACCAAGGCUUUGGAUGCCACAAAGGCUUCUAAGGGCUCUUUAAAGGAUAUCUAUAAGGUCUUCAAUGGAGAAGGGGAGCAGAUUAGGGCCUUUAAAUGUGAGCACUGUCGAGUUCUUUUCCUAGACCACGUCAUGUACACCAUCCACAUGGGUUGUCAUGGCUACCGGGACCCAUUAGAAUGCAACAUUUGUGGGUAUCGAAGCCAGGACCGCUAUGAGUUCUCAUCGCACAUUGUUCGAGGGGAGCACACAUUCCACUAGGCCUUCUCAUCCAAAGGGGACUCUUAUGAAGUAGAAGAACUGCACAUGAAGAAGUACUGCACUUACAAUCCCACUUUUCAUUGACCCACCUUUUUGUUGUUGUUGUUGUUGUUGUUGUUUUGUUGCUGUUUAAUUAUUAUUAUUAACCUUAUUGUAUGGACCCAACCUCAGUGUCUCUGCCCAGUUUAAGAAUGGAAGGAAGGAAGGGAAGGGAUGAGAGAGUUUUGUGUUGUUGCUGUCAUUCUGUUUUGGUGAUCUGUCUUGCAUAUUUUGUGGGAAUUGAAAGGCAGUCCAUUUCUGUCACAGUUAGCUGUAAAUCAUGUCAUAUGUUGGAUAUCGCUCAACUCUGGUAGGUGCUUUAAAGUCCUAAUGAGUUACCACCCAACUGUAGAUUAAUAAUUUCAGGCAAAUAGGUAGCAACAUUUCAGAGGAAAGCCCUUUCAAAUGUAUAGCUAUGGUGGGGAAGAUGGGGGGAGUGGGCAAUUGUAUUCUACAGAAUGAACAAUUAUUUUUAAAGCAAAACUUUUAUUUUAGGGAUUUAGGAGCACGAAUCAAAGUCAAUAUUCCUUGCAAAAUUACUUCGGUGGGUGAGCUAUGUCCAUGGCUUCUGUGUUUACUUCCCCUGUGGAAUGUAUACAAUAUAUAUGUGUAACACUGUACCACAUAACAAGAGUUUAGUUUCAUAAGUCUUGGGACCUCCUGUGGUAAGUUUGAGGUUCUGUGAUGUUAUUUUACUUAACUUAUGAAGCACGUUUUUAGAAUUGCUGAUUUGCUAUUAUUCCAUCAUUGUGUUGACUCACUGGCUUCUUAUAGACCUCCUAGUAUCCAUACCUAGUUAGUUGCACCAUGUGUUUUUAAGAAACAGCAUUUUCAAAUAACACUUUUUUACCUAGCUUCUAGGGCAGUAGAUAUCCUAGGAGUGAAUACAAAUUCUGCAGUUUACUCAAGAGGUUCUGCUGCUGUGAGCUCCAUUGACUUCAAUGGAAUACUCUGAGCUACACCAGCUUAGGAUCUGGCCCUAGCUAGCCACCUCUCCAAUGAAUCCUUUGCUUUGUGAUUUGUUGAAUCAGUGACUACCUAGUAUCCUUAAUUCCUCUUUAUUUUUUGGAUAGAGGCCCUUGCAGAUUUUGAUGCACACCCUCUGCUCUAGGAGAGUGUGAAAGCCAUGUGGAAAAACAGUUGCUAAUUUGAUUUGAUAUCACUUCGCGUUUUAGGAAAAUGGGUACAUGAGCUAGAGGCACUAAGGUUAGUUUGAUUUAGUAUUAUUGACACUUACUAAUUCACUGCAGGGGAAAAAAAAGCUGGCGUGAUCAGGCCAUUUAGGUACAGACCAAACAAGAACAAUACAACUCUCUUUCUUUCCUUUUCUUUUUCUGACAAUGCAAGACAGAAGCCCCUGACCAAAUCCUAUAGGUUGAGUUGAUUGCUCUACAAAAAGUAAGCUUAAACCCAACAUGAAACUCAACUCUUUUUAUAUCAAUCAUUAUUGAAAUUGAACUGCAAAAAUAGAGCUUUAACCUGGAAACAUUUGCACAAGUGCGUAGCCUUUUUCCUCAUGGGUACCUUCGUUGAGUUCAAUGAGAACUUUUCACAUGAGUAAAGUUACUUAAAUGCAUACGCAAUUGCAGGAUGAGGCCAUAAUGAAUCCCCAUUUGCUCAUUUCAGUCUGUUUUUCUUAUCUUGCCAGACCUGCAGCAUUAGAAAGUAGGAGCUGAGUGGUAUUGAUUGAAAUCUUUUUAUGGCGACACACUUGGCAGUUAGAACCUGUGUUUAGAAAGGAUACAGUAGAUCAUGGCCAGAUUACCUGAUGACUGUUUCCCGGCACUGAAAUGCUAUUAAGUAGGAGCUGGUAAAGUUUAGCAGUAGCCUAUUAAUUAUAAUACAGUAUAGAUAGAAAUGUUCCCUUAUGUAAUGUGAGAGCUAUCAAGGAUGGGAAAGAAUGGACUUUGAAGAGACGGAUACAAAGAGCUGGUUCCAACAUUGUCCUUGACAUCUUUUUUUUUCUUUUGCCCUUAUUAAUUUUGAUACAAUAAAGCUCAGGCAAGACUAGCUGCCCCUAUUGCUCUCAUUCUCUUGUGCCUGGCACAAUCAGAGUAGCUAAUAUCCUGCUCGUGACCACUGAACUCUUUCUUUGACUCCAAGGUUAGUUUUUAAAGGGCAUACAUUCUCCUCUAUUAAUGGGAAAAGAGGAGAACUGCAAUCGGCCAGGGGAUGUGGAAUAGGAUAGUAGUUCCUCCUCUGCCCCACCUUUGCUCUGUAGGGUUGAUUCUCUGUGGCUGUUGAGGUUGUGCGCUAGGAACAGGACUGAGAGAUGGCUGUAUUCUGUGACAUCUUCCCCAUGAAAACCCAUGGGGAUUACCUUGCUGGAGAUGGCAAUGAUCAAGUUAGUAUUGUGUCCUCCGGGUUCCCCCUUCACACUCUGAAAACCCCACUGUCUGGGCUGGGGGUGCAGGGGCACGGUUUGGGCACAACCACAAUGGCAUAACUCCAGAAGCAGCCAUGUUCCCAUUGUGGAGAGGGAGGAACAGGAAGCAGUACAUUGACAAAGGUAUUAUAUGUGGUUGUCCCCACCCUUUGCCCAUAACCUAAGAUCCAUGUGAUUUCUCUCAUGACGUGACCUGUCCCUUGCCUCCUUUGUAGAAGGCAAACCCUAUCCCCAAUGUGACAAUUGGGAUGUUCCCUGAAUGGUUUCCUGGCCCCAUGUGGAUUUUCCCUACAUUUUUCUCCUCUCUUUUAAAAGGUAAUCAUGAAUUCUGCCCAACCAUGACAGCUGCUUGAAGAACAAUCUGUAAAAUAAAAAGUUCUUGAAGUCGCUAACCCCGUGCUGGGGGCAGUGUGGAACAUGGAAAAGCAUUGAGAAAUGGCCUGCCUGAGCUGGCAAGAAUGGAGGAUGUCAAGCCCAUUGCUGCACCUCUAAGGGAGUGCACACUGUGGUCGCUUCUGUAGCCAGGGUGACGGUGGGCCCCUUGGGAUGGCUAGCACAAGAGCAUAGGAGUGUAAGGAAGGGAAAGGAGUGGGAACAUCCCAUUGUGUAUGCACCCAGGAACUGGCCAUAAUCUGACAGAGCGUGAGCUAGUACACUUCUUAAUUGAUGAUGCAUUCUCCACAGCCCAGUGUGUCUCUUGUCCCUUUCAAUGACCUUAACCCUUUUUUUCCUCUUUGCAGUCAAUGCAGUUUAUAGGGUGCUAUUCAAGAAUCACUUGUCAAGUCAGUGCAGCUCUGUGAGAUCAACCCUGAGUGCUGCCAUUUUAGAAGCUGUCACAGGGAGAAGUGCAUAUUGGCAGGAACGCCCCGUGACAUAGCACUAGCCCCUAAUACCACAGAGACGCACCAGAGAACAUCUUUGUCAUACUGGAGUUGUGCAGGAGUGUCAGAGGGACAGCAUAAUUUUAGUCAUCACCUUUUGAUAGUUGCAAUUCCUGUCUAGACCAAAACCGCGGGGGGGGGGGGACAUUAACGUAUUGUCAUUUUUUCUUAAAACUCACUAUUGUUUUUCAUCUCUUCAGGGUGCUUUUAGGGGGAAUGAUUUAAAUUCAGUUCAAGUUUUGAGUAAAGGUUUGGGCUAAAUCUUAUUUUAGCAUAAUCAGCAAAUGCAUGUCUAUGGGGGAUUACAGUGAAGAGAGUAGUACGCAGUCAAUAACAUAGGCUCCAGUUCUGCAAGCUCGCAUACCAAGGACGACUCAAUGGAGAUUGCAGUGGGGUUCCAUACGGACUUACAGGUCUGUCCACAAAUCUGAGCCUGCAGGAUUGGGACCUCAGAUGAUGAUUUUUUCUCUUUUGCUGUUAGCAGAUUUCUAAGAGCAGCUAUUGACUUCAUCAAAUUCAAUGGUUAUUCAAAAUUAUUUACUAAGAAAUUUCAGCAGAUAAGUCUUCGUCUGGGGAUUGUCCACUCACAGAGCAGUUGGCUCCAAGUAUUUGCUAUUGAUCACUAGCUAUUUGUUCAAAGUAUGUGCUAAAAGCUGGCUAGUUUUGCGUAGACACGCAUAAGUCUUUUGACUCAAAACUCGAUUCCAAUACUUGUGUUUAAAAAUUCAGAAUUUGCUUUCUGUGAGCAUUUCCCAUAUUUGGUUACAAGUAGAUUUUUUCCUCAAAUGUCCCUGCCAAUAAACUCUUUACCUAGAUUUGUAAGGGGGAAAAGAGCCAGAUUCAGACUCGGUCUAAACAGGUGCAAGUUCUGGUUUUGAUAUGACCCAGGGCUGGGUACACAGAGCUUUCGUUACGUUUCUGUCCAUCAUUGUGGCUAAUGAGUUUUAUAGCCAAAGCUCUUUUAACUGAUUUAGGAAUCCACAACUAAAUAUAUAGGAUUUUUGUAUAAAACCAGCUCUUUACCAUGUACUUAAGGAGAUUAAAGCAAUUGCAUUCUCCUUAAAAAGUGCUUCCAUCGAUGAAAGAUGUCUCAGCAUUAACCUAUAUUGGGCUCUACUUAGAGAACCUGUUUUUGUAAAUCAUCCUGACUCUUACCUGCAGUAUUAGCCUCUCUAACUUUAGGGCACCAGUCACAAAGUUCAUACACCACCAAGUACAGAAAUUCAACAUUUGUCUAACUCUCCAAAUUGCUGUUUUAAACUUGUGCUUUGCUGGAUAGGGGCCAGAAUGCGCACUGCUUUGCAGGAUCCAGUCUGAAUUAAAUUCAGUCCUUUGAAAUUGGGCUUUUAUAGGACUUAAGGUGCUGGCCUUCUGCACUUUUCUUACGGAUGCACAGGGGAAAAAAGAGUCCACAAAAGAACAAACUGCUUCUAACUCCAAAAAGUGAUUUAUUCCAGUUGUACCUACCAGAAGAUUUGAAAGCUGAACUUUAAGGGCCUGAGUAGCAAUUAUAAGGUUCCAUAGUUGGUUAACUUCCUUUUACCUCACUACUUCAAAGCAACUAUUUCUUUUAAUUUCAUUAAGAUAUGCGGGAAGAAGAAGGAUAAUAUUUGUUAACAGAGUAGCCAACAUUGCAGACUCUUGCAAAAGUGAGAUGAAACUGGCUCUGUUUUAGUUGGCUUUUAUCUUUAGUUUUAUAUAGUCUUAUUUUUUUUUUUUAAAAAAGUUAACAUCAGUGAUGAUAUGCCGCAUAAAGCAUCUGGAGAUUUAUGAUUCUGAAAUAGUAUAUACACUGUAUCAUGUCAUUCAAAUAAGUUUUAUUGUAUACGUGCCUUUUUCAAAUGCAUUUUGAAAGCUGCUGUUUCAUAUCAUAGCCUUUCACAAUGCAUUUAAAAGAAACACUAAUGUUACAGAGUGGGACAGAGGAAGCUGGGGUUUCCCCUUGAGUAGGAAAAUCCCUGAGUGGUGUAGCUGGCUCUACACUAGCUGGUCUUGGGAAAGGGAAGGGGUGUGGAAAUGUCCAGGGCACAGUGUGCUCCAGCAAUCCCCAGCUGGCAGGCAGCACCUUUUGGGCCAUGGAUAAUGGCCAUAGUUUAGAAACAGUUUCUGACGCUGCUCUAAACAAUGCCAGGGACUGAAAAAGCUCCCGCCUGCCCCCUGAACUUAAGGGGUUUGGGGCAGAAAGUUGGUGUAAUACCACCUUUCUCCUUUCUCUGCACCCCAUUGCACCAGGGCUGCAAACUUGAGAAUCUAACCCUCUGUGUAUUUCAGUGCUAUAUUGCACAGCAUCAAACAGCAUGAUGGAAUGAGAAUAUACUUUAAAGUAGUGUAUCAUUGCAAAAGUUUGCUUAGCUUAAAAAAAAAUACAAAAAAAAAGGAGGGUGGAAGCUUGAGGACUACGGUACCACUGCUAUGCCGAUUGUUCAGAUAGGAUAAGAGAGUAAAACAAAACUCAUCUGUGAAAGGCAUUAGGGAAUGUGAUUUGUUUCUCAAGCCAGGCGGAGCUGUGUUUCAUAUUCGGGGUUGUAUUAGCAGAAUACUUUGGUGAAAAAUUCAGUAUUUUUUUGGUACUUGCCGUAUGGGACCGGUGACCUAGUUUUUGACCCAUUCCUGACACUUUCCCAACAGUUUACCCUGCAUUGCUAUAGGGUUGGAUUCUAGUCCCAGCACACAGCCUGAAUAACUGAAGUGUACCACAGAGGUCAGUAGGUCAGCAGUCCUUCCAUCAGACCAUAGGGCUUUCCAUAGCUGCGAUGGUAGCCUCAAGGAUCUGCAGCACCCACGUACAUCCCUCCCCCUCCGCCCCCCCCAAAGGGCUGGCAGUUCCCAUUGGAAACAUGUAGAAACUGAUCUGCUGAUCUACCCUGGCUCUGCCCCAAUUUCUCUGUGUGCUGGGACAUAAGCAGGCCCCACACAGAAUAAACACAGAUGUUCCCCUGUGGUCAGGACCCUCCAUGCUCACAGUGGCUGGGUGGGAAAUAAAUAAAAGAUUUUGCCCCAUAUAGCAAAUAUUUGACCUCUCCUGGAAUGUAAAGUUAGAGCCCUUACAUCCCAUCAGGAACUUUCCUGUAGUACUGUAUAAAAAGAAUAUCACUUGGUGUCGUCUGAGCUUCAUGCAGAACUUACAUGAUGUAUUCCUGGGAGGAUAUGAUUUAUUUUCCAAUAUUAAUCACUUAGACUAUGAAACGAGCACAAUAGGCUCAUGAGGUGGUAAUAUGCUAACUUUCCUCCACUCCAGGUUAUGAAUACUAGGCCAGUGUAACAAUAAAAUUAUACCUCUAUAAAUGGCUAAAUUGCUAAACCUUUCACUUGGUAUUCAUGGAAACGUGUGCUCCUGCCUCCGACAAUUCACUCGCAGUCUUACGAGGGUGGAGAGAAGUAAUCUCACACAGGCAUUCCAUUUGGGAAUAAAUUCAUCACCCUCUAUCCUUAUAUGGGAUCUUUUCCCUUUCAUACAUACCGUAGAACCUAGCUAAUCUGCAUACAAAAAGACUCUCUCUCUCUCUCUCCCUCCCUCAACAAAAAUGUAACAGUAGGUUGCUGCAGUGAAGUCUAUCAUUACUCAAGCCUUCAAUAUUUUUACAAAAAAAUACUAUGCUAUAUUUACUAGCACGUUCUGAAAUAUUAUGAAGUCCAAGUGAAUGACAGAUGUCAAGUUAAAUGCUCAAAGCAUGUUCUGAGGUGCUUUGGCUUUUUUUUUUUUUUUUUAAUAUCGCUCACUUAGGGCCUAAUCCAAAGCUCAUUGAGUAUGUCUACAUUGCAAUGAAAGCCCAGGGUUAGUAGAACUCGAGUUAGCAGACUCUGGGUUUGUUAACCUGGUGCUUGAGUGUCUACAAGCAUUUGUAACACCAAGUUAGAAAUGGGGCUCCAGAAUCUACAUUGCAUUAUGCAGCCUCGUGUCCAACCACCGAUAUUCCAUACUGGAGGCAUCCUCCCAAAAUGUGGCUGCUGUACCACUUUGUUCAAGGUGCAGUGUGGAAAAACUUGACUUUCUACCAGACUUGACUGGCCAAAGGACAAAGAAAGUUGGCCUAUGGGAUCGUGGAAUGUUUUGGCAUACUCUCAGAGCAUGAGUCCAAUGGAGCUGCAUCUACAUUACAAGGCAAUAGGGCUUGAAGCCUGUUGAUUCAGGCUUGGACCCUCCACUGCCACAGGCUUCUAGGACCCUGAGUUUCAGCCCAGGGUUAGCACAGUUGGUAUGUAGAUAGGAGUGUGGGGUAGGCUUGAGCCUGAGUUCAAACCCUGAGUUCACACUGCAUUGUGGAUAUACCCAUUGAAGACAAUUGAAAGGACUCCUUCUGACUCCAGUGAGCUUUGGAUGAAGCCCAUAUGCCUUAGUCCAACAAAACAUUUCAUCACAUGCUUAACUUUAAGCACCUGAGCAGUCCCACUCAAGUCAAUAGCCCUACUUGUUAAGGACUAAAGUUAAGCAUGUGCUUAAUUUCUUUUAUUGGAUGAGAGUUAUUUGCUAACUUGUAAAGUUCAAUCUCUUUGGGUCUCAGUCACUAGUACAAAUUAGUGAGGUUCUACGGUAAAUAUGUAUUCAUUUAAAUUUGUGUCCUAGACUUCACCCCAUCCAUGAAUGACUAGUAGGCGGUACUUUUCAUUGUGAAUCAAAUGUAAAAUAUGUAGGCCCACUGCAAAAGCCGAAUCGAGAGCAUGACUCCAUAGUGGGAACUAAGGAGCAGGGAAUUGGGCCAUUUAGUUUUUACCUCAAGUGACAUAGAGUAAGAAAAGCUUUGUGAAGAGGCAGAGAUUACUGAAUCCCCUACUAUGCACUUACUGAGAUUUGACAUUACUUACUGGAAAUGGAUGUUCAUUUCUGAACAUACUGUAACAAGGGAAGGACUUUGGGUUAUUUUUGUAGUAGUUCAAACUUCUGAAACUGUGAUCAAUUAUUUGACUAAUUGUCAAGCAUUCUCUGAGCUUGAACAUCUUCACUUCCUGUUUCAUGUAGCAAAGUUUUCUUUAUUGCUUUCUCUUCCCCUCCUCCUUCUCUUAGCUUAAAGACUGGGCCAGCUCUUAUCUCCCAUAGCUUUGGCCCAUCUAGUUUAUUAUUAUUUUUUCUGUUUGUUCAUUGGCUGUACAGGCUGUUUACAUAUUUUUGUACUCAAGGGUAGUUUUAUAUUAAAAACGGGAAAAAUAUUUGAUUUGAGAAAAAAAUAUUAAGGUACAUAAUCUUUGUAACACUGUCAAAACUAGGGUACCUAAAGAGAUGACUCCACACCUAUGUACUUGUAAUACUGUAUAUUUGCCUUCCUUUUUAGUCAUUUUUAUUUUCGGGUUGUAAUUUUUUCCCCUAAAAUGUAUAUCUUUUUUAUGUGAGACUGGAAACUUUUAAUGCAAAUGUUUGGAAAGAUUUAAAAUUGUAAAGUAAAAGUCAUAUAACUUUUUUUUUUCCUUUUGGAAAAAAAUGCUUUAAAAGAAGUUUUGCUACUGUUGUAUUCCAGGGUUGAGGUCACUGACCACAAAAUUGCUCUUGAUGCUUCAUUCUUAGACCUUGCUUUCAGAACGUGCUUCCUGCAAACAUGGAAGAUUGCUUAUAUUACUCAGUUUAAAAAAAAAAAAAAAGACAAACAAAAACUUUUGGUUAUUUUUCUGUUCAAGUGCAAUAUUUUCCUGACGUCUUAAAAAUGUACAGUAGUUUCUUUUUCUUAGUCAACUCAAAUUAAAAAAACCAAAAUUCUCUAUCUUAAAUCCCUUAAAGGAUAAGAUUCAAAUAUUUACAUACAUUAAAAUUGCAAAGCAGACUGACAAAAGGUGAGAAACCAAAAGCUAAGGCUAAAACCCAUUUUUUAUUCCCUGCUUUUGUUUGACAUCAAAACAUAUACAAUGGUUUGAACUAAGGACAGACAUUUUAUUGCCUCUAUUUCUCUUGUUCCUUUUUAAAUACAGUUUUUCUUAAGAAAAGCACUUAACAUGGACAUUUAUAAAACACGUGGGUCCUGAUCCCAAGCCUACUCAAUAGAAAGACUCCUAUUGACUUUCAUGAUGGGCUUUGGAUCAGACCCUAACCUCUUAGCUAAGGCAAAACUCCCAUUGAUUCCAGUGAGAAUUUUGCCUCUAUAAGAAGUGCAGGACUUGAAACCAGAAGAGCUUCUUUAGAGCGGAUGUUGUCUUAUAUAAGUGUAGAUUGGGCUUGUUUUACAUAUCAUACAUAUUUAUAUCUAAUUUUUAAAUGUCUAUUUCCCAGUAGACUGAAGCCGCUGUUGUGUAAAUAUGUAUUUAGGUAUUAAAUAAAAAAUCCCUCUGAGAGUUCUUGGACAGGCAGUUAUGGCGCAUGCACAGGAGCCACUUCUGUCUUUUCCAUUUGUAUUUAAGAUGUUUCCUUAUAAUAAUAGCAAGGGCAAUCGGAGUUUAUCAUGCUCCAACCGAUUGUCAAAAUUAUUUCCAAGACGCUUUUGAAUUAAAAGAAGCAAAACGCGUUCAACCUUGUGAGCUCCACAGGUUAUUUUUCAUGCUCGUAGGGCCAGAUUCUGAUACCCAAGGCAUUUUGAAUAGCCCCUUACUCCACAAAGGGUCUUGUUAAAGUCAAUGGGAUCAUUCUCGGAGCACGAAGCUGCUGAGCAUGAGGAGGAGUGUCAGAAUCUGACCCUGAAGCUUGGUACAUAUGAAUGCACCUUUAAUCACUUCUGUGGAGUUCUACCCUGCUUACCCUAGGGCUGAAUUUGACAUCUGUCAUUUAGGAAGAGGCAAACCAAUUGAGCAGUAUGGCAAACAGCUUUCCUCCAGGUUGAGUUCCAAUUCUGUGCAGAAGUUUAAGCUCGUUUAAACAUCAGGGUUGAGACCUGAUUGAAAGUCAUUGCGAAUCUUCCUGCUGCCUUCAGUGGACUUGGGAAUAUGCCCUUAUGACAGAAGUUCUGAAACAACCCUUACAACAGUGGUACCCGUGAGCCACUCUAAUGCAAAUUUAUACACCCCUGCUAAACAGUUUUGCCACUGCAGACUGAAAUAUGGGACUUGUAUUUUCUUUUCCUUCCCUUUAGUGUAUGUGCAUAAUAUGGUUCCAUCAUACCUGUGUGUGUGUGUGUGUACUGUGUACGUGAGUGAGUGUUGUACAGCAAUGUGAGAGUGCGAGUCUGUAUGUGUGUAUAAAUACAAGAAGAAGCUGCAGAAACUUUGUAAUACUUUGUGAAAAGAAUUAUAUUAUAAAGGUUUGUACUGUCUGAGUGCACAGCUACUGGAAUAAACGUAGGGAAUCUCAGGAACAAGCACAUAAUUUGUCCAAGACUUAUUUCUUCUCAGAAGUGUAAGUGCAGUUUUUAAUUCUGUAUAUUAUUUAAUAUUUUACCAAUAAAAAUAAACUUCUGACAUGAAA
Molecule: messenger RNA, 12630 nt
Organism: Dermochelys coriacea (leatherback sea turtle)
Lineage: Eukaryota; Metazoa; Chordata; Testudines; Dermochelyidae
Gene: IKZF2
Product: IKAROS family zinc finger 2
Exons: 7
Coding region: 426-2006 (526 amino acids)
Biological process (GO): regulation of transcription by RNA polymerase II
Molecular function (GO): RNA polymerase II cis-regulatory region sequence-specific DNA binding; DNA-binding transcription factor activity
Source: RefSeq, a predicted model, not a curated record